AUGAGGGAUCUUUUCAAAGAAAUAUGCAAUGGUGAACUUCCAUCCACACAGCAAUCUCUUCAAAUGGAACAAUGGGGAUUGGCACCUGUUCCACAUUGCGAUCAAGUCCUGUGCACCUUACAUGCUGUGGUAUCUUGCUAUUGUGGAAACACCACUCCCAGCAACAUGCUGUUCGAUCCCACCCUCAAUAGGCACCUUGUGUGGGCUGUGAAUGCCAUUGCAAGAGAAUUGGGCACAGCUGCAAGGGACCAGUAUGGUGCAGCCUCUCAGGGCCUUCAACUCAUCAAUAUGCUCAAUUUGAUGGAAGUUGUUCAUUAUCUGUGUUCUGCCUUUGAAAAUUGUCCUGAGCCAUUCAUUGCCAGCCAAUCACACCCAUCUCACCAGUCUGUGGUAGAGAUGGGUAUCCUCUACUUGGUGUGCUGGAUUGAGAUGGCCUCUGUACAUCUGAAGCAGACUGCUGAUAUUGCAGGAUGGCCCAUGCAUUGGUUUGCAAAGCUAGCAAUGGAUUCGAAUCAGCUUAAUAGCUUGAUUCUGGUGAUGGUGUUGCAUGCCAGUUAUACUCCUCCCCUCCCAGCAUGCUACCAUGCAUACCUCAGACACCAAGAUGAUGAGCUAAUUCCCCUUGGUGCAUUUUGCAUAAUCAACAAUAUCAGUGCCAUCAUCCCACAUUGGACCCCAUGCACAGCUGAUCCCAAUUCUGGCUUUGCAUUCCCUUGGUGGCUAUAUCAUUCCAAGGAAUAUGCAGCAGAUUCCCAAAGAUUGCAAGGCAAGGGAUUGUUUUCUGCAGCCUGGGAUUUUUUUAAGUUGAUGAUGGCCCAGGGCUUAUGGCCAUUGCCUGAGGUGCCAAUUGCAGACUGUCUCAAUGGCCAUAUCAAGGAGCAGGUAAACUACUGCAUCAAAAAUAUUAUGAAAUAUGCUGAUGUUGUCAAUGGUCAGGGUUGA
Molecule: messenger RNA, 942 nt
Organism: Pisolithus orientalis
Lineage: Eukaryota; Fungi; Basidiomycota; Agaricomycetes; Boletales; Pisolithaceae
Exons: 6
Coding region: 1-942 (313 amino acids)
Source: RefSeq, a predicted model, not a curated record